CUAUAGCACCUGCUCCAGUCCCCACCAGGCUCAGUGCCCCAUCCCUUCGCAGAAUUUCUUGCAGCCACCUCAUACUCAUACUUACCACAAGUAGUAACGCUGUAACUUCAAGAGGAGUCACGCAUAGCGUGCUAGGGUAGUCGGCGAUAGGUUAGUCCGCCCGAGGAUGUUCUACUUCCUGACGCUCAGCAAGUCACUGGACAUCCAUCCUAAGCACUUUGGAUCUAAGCUGCGGGAGGUCAUUCGUGAGAAGCUUAUUGCGGAGACGGAAGGUACCUGCACUGGCAAGUACGGCUAUGUGGUGGCGGUAACCAAGGUGGACGACAUUGGCCGGGGCCGCAUCCGCCAGGACCAGUCGGGCUACGCCACCUUUGAGGUGUCGUACGGCUGCAUCGUGUGCCGCCCCUACAAGGGCGAGGUGCUGGACGCGGUGGUCACCUCCGUCAACAAGAUGGGCUUCUUCGCCCAGGCAGGGCCGCUACAACUGUUCGUCACACAGCAUUUAAUUCCGGACGAGUUCGAGUUUGACACGAGUGACGAUAAUAGCUGGAUAUCAAUGGACCAGACCACUCGCAUCCAGGGCGGCACGCACGUGCGUAUACGCAUCGUGGGCAUCAAGUACGACCCCUCAGAAGUGUUUUGUAUUGCAACCAUGAAGGAGGACUACCUUGGAGUUAUAGGCAGCGAGGCGGCGUGAGAGGCGGCCUGGCAACGUGAGAGGCGGCGUGACGGCGGUAGAGGCGGCCUGGCGGCAGGAGAGGCGGCCUUGGCAGCGGGAGAGGCGGCCUUGGCAGCGGGAGAGGCGGCCUUGGCAGCGGGAGAGGCGGCCUUGCCGGCGGGAGAGGCGGCCUUGGCAGCGGGGAGAGGCGGCCUUGGCAGCGGGAGAGGCGGCCUUGCCGGCGGGAGAGGCGGCCUUGGCAGCGGGGAGAGGCGGCCUUGGCGGCGGUAGAGGCGGCCUUGGCAGCGGGAGAGGCGGCGUGGCGGCGGGAGAGGCGGCCUUGGCGGCGUGAGAGGCGGCCUUGGCAGCGGGAGAGGCGGCCUUGGCGGCGGGAGAGGCGGCCUGGCGGCAGGGAGAGGCGGCCUGGCGGCGGGAGAGGCGGCCUGGCGGCGGAAGAGGCAGCCUGGCGGCGGGAGAGGCGGCCUGGCGGCGGGAGAGGCGGCCUGGCGGCAGGAGAGGCGGCCUGGCGGCGGGGGAUGCCUUGCAUGGUGGUGGGGUUUUGAGGGGCAUGACGUGGGUGUCACGGAGGCAUACGGCUUGGGGUGAGGUCCGCGUGUGUGUUGGUCGCGCCAGGAAUCGGUGGUGAAAGGGGUGCGGCGCACACGAGGAACGCUAACAUGCGCGGGGAGCAUGUAGCUGGAGGUCAGGAGCAGGGGGGGCGGCUGAACCCGUAUAAAACUCGGUUGCAAGCGGCGUUAGGGACAUGGCAAAGGAAGCAAGUGGCUGACAUAGUUGAGUCCUGAGGAACAAAUUGCAGGCGGCCUGAGGUGCCGGAAGCUUGGUGCGCGAAUGUCCGUGCACCGUUUGAUCAGUGCAUACACACACUU
Messenger RNA from Chlamydomonas reinhardtii, 1545 nucleotides. RefSeq lists its product as uncharacterized. The coding region runs from base 167 to 697 and encodes 176 amino acids. Gene Ontology annotation, biological process: DNA-templated transcription; transcription initiation at RNA polymerase II promoter; positive regulation of translational initiation. The transcript is spliced from 6 exons. Gene Ontology annotation, cellular component: RNA polymerase II, core complex; P-body. NCBI's taxonomy places the organism in Eukaryota, Viridiplantae, Chlorophyta, Chlorophyceae, Chlamydomonadales, Chlamydomonadaceae. The record is from RefSeq and is a predicted model, not a curated record. Gene Ontology annotation, molecular function: translation initiation factor binding; single-stranded DNA binding; single-stranded RNA binding.